AUGUUUUCCCGAAGGAGCCACGGGGAUGUCCGGAAGUCCACCCAGAAGGUGCUGGACCCGAAAAAGGAUGUGCUGACUCGCCUCAAGCACCUGCGGGCGCUGCUGGAUAAUGUGGAUGCCAGUGAUCUUAAGCCGUUUUUUGAGACCCACUAUUCUCAGAUAUAUUUCAUCUUCUAUGAAAAUUUUAUAACACUGGAAAAUAGUUUGAAAUUAAAAGGUAAUAAUAAAUCACAAAGGGAGGAGCUGGACUCCAUCCUCUUUCUGUUUGAAAAAAUACUACAGUUUCUACCUGAACGCAUUUUCUUUCGAUGGCAUUAUCAGAGUAUAGGCUCAACUUUAAAGAAGCUUCUACACACUGGAAAUACUAUUAAGAUAAGAUGUGAAGGAAUCAGGUUAUUUCUUUUAUGGCUUCAAGCACUUCAGACAAACUGUGCAGAAGAGCAGGUGCUGAUUUUUGCUUGUCUUGUGCCUGGUUUCCCAGCUGUCAUAUCAUCUAGAGGGCCCUGCACGCUGGAGACACUCCUCAAUCCCAGCCCUGCUACACCUGACACAAAGAUAUAUCCAGAAGAAAUCACUCCACUCCUGCCCACUGUGUCAGGGGAUAAGAUUACAGAGGACCAAACAUGCUUUUUCCUUCAGAUACUGUUGAAAUAUAUGGUUAUUCAUUUUUCCUUUGACACCCACUAUAUCCCUCAUUUGAGACCAAAGCCAAUAUACAUUGCUACAAUCCGGGACAAUGAAAACAUUUACAGUACAAAAAUUCCGUUCAUGGCUGCUCGUGUUAUUUUUAUUAAGUGGAUUGUAACUUUCUUUUUGGAAAAAAAGUAUGUAACUUCAGCACAAAGCACUAAAAAUGGAAUUGAUGGAUUGCCUAAAUUCAUCCAGUCUGUUGGUGGUAGUGCAUUGCUAGAGAAACUGCCUGAGACAGAUGGUGACAUACCCACAGAGCAGGACAAAGAACAUUCUAACAGGAGCACCUUGUCAGAUCGAAGACUCAGUAGCUCCAGCCUUUGUAGCAUUGAAGAAGAAUAUCAAACAGUAUAUGAAAUGGUGCAGCGAAUUCUUUUGUCCACAAGAGGUUACAUCAAUUUUGUAAAUGAAGUGUUUCGCCAGGCCUUUUUGCUGCCUUCUUGUGACAUAGCUGUAACAAGAAAAGUGAUGCAAGUGUAUAGGAAGUGGAUCCUGCAAGACAAACCUGUGUUUAUGGAGGAGCCAGAUAAAAAAGAUACUGCGCAAGAAAAUGCUGAGAACGUAGGCUGUUCAGAGACUGAUAGCAAGGAGGCCUCAUCUGAAAGCUCCAGUCAUAAGCGAUCUUCCAGUUGGGGACGAACAUACUCAUUCACAAGUGCUGUGAACAGAGGUUGUGUAAUAGAAGAGGAAAGUAAGAAUGUGAAAGCUGGUGCCCAGGUGAUGCUGCAGGUAUUUUUGACGAACGCUGCAAAUGUCUUUUUGCUGGAACCAUGUACUGAGGUUCCUGUGCUCUUGAAAGAACAAGUUGAUGCUUGUAAAGCUGUUUUGAUUAUUUUUAGGCGCAUGAUAAUGGAACUCACAAUGAAUCAAAAGACAUGGGAACAGAUGUUGCAAAUACUACUCAGGAUAACAGAAGCUAUCAUGCAGAAGCCAAAGGAUAAACAAACUAAGGACUUGUUUGCUCAGAGUUUGGCAGGGUUGCUAUUUAGGACACUCAUUGUGGCCUGGAUCCGAGCAAACCUCUGUGUGUACAUUUCUCGAGAGCUCUGGGAUGACUUUCUCAAUGUGCUGUCUUCCCUCACGGAGUGGGAGGAGCUCAUAAAUGAGUGGGCCAAUAUCAUGGAUUCCCUAACAGCAGUGCUUGCAAAAACAGUUUAUGGAGUUGAGAUGACAAACUUACCACUGGAUAAAUUAAGUGAACAAAAGGAAAAGAAGCAAAGAGUCAAAGGCUGUGCUCUAGAUUAUCAGAAAGGAACUGUUGUGGGGAGGUCCUUUUCUCUCAGCUGGCGAAGUCACCCAGAUGCAACUGAGCCCAUGAGGUUUAGGAGUGCAACCACAUCUGGUGCCCCAGGGGCUGAAAAAGCAAGAAACAUUGUUCGUCACAAAGCAACUGAAGUGGAAGAGUGUCAUCAGUCAGAAAACACUCCCGGCCUGGAAGCAGGACCCCACCUGCUGGAGCAGUCACAGCAGCCAAUCCUCCGGAGCAGCAGUACGUCUGAUAUGAGGGACUACCUGUGCCCAGAUACUCCUCAGGGUCAAAAGAUAGAGAAUGUGCAGAAUUCGAGUUUUUUAGACCCUAAGCCUGUUCAAGAAAAUAAAGAAUAUAUGAAGAAAGAACAUGAAGGAAUAACGAUCUUAAUUCGAAGAAGCAGUAGCCCUGCUGAACUGGACUUAAAAGAUGUUUUAGAGAAGACAGAAGGAAAAUAUAUGGAAAUGCAAAAGAGUGAACAUGUCAACAGUGACGUAUCUCUGGGCUGUAACAAUGAGUCCGAGCUGUCCACGAGCACCUUGCAGGGCUAUGAAGAGGACCAAGAAUUGAACACUCACACAGAUGUGGUAGAUUCUGAUGCACACCAUUGGUUACAAAUGAGUCCCACUUACGUUUCAAAUGUAACAGAUAGCAGUGAAUGCCUCACAGAUGACUGUAGCAUUAUUGCUGGAGGGAAUCUUACUGGCUGGCACCCAGACUCUGCUGCUGUGCUGUGGAGAAGAAUCUUGGGAAUUCUUGGAGAUGUGAAUAAUAUCCAUUCACCCAAGAUCCAUGCCAAAGUAUUUGGCUAUCUUUAUGAACUCUGGUACAAACUAACAAAGAUACGUGAUAAUCUAGCAAUAAGCCUGGAUAACCAGUCAUCUCCGUCUCCUCCCGUCUUUAUUCCACCACUCAGAAUGUUCGCAUCAUGGCUAUUUAAGGCAACAACGUUGUCAGAUGAAUACAAGGAAGGCAAAUUGCAAGCCUAUAGACUGAUCUGCGCCAUGAUGACUAGACGCCAAGAUGUUCUACCAAAUUCAGAUUUCCUGGUACACUUUUACCUGGUGAUGCACCUUGGGUUGACCAGCAAUGAUCAGGAUAUCAUAAACACCAUAGUAAGGCACUGUCCACCUCGUCUUUUCUCCCUGGACUUACCAGGCUUUUCCAUGCUGCUCGGGGAUUUCAUCAUGGCUGCAGCCAGGGUUCUCAGUGCAGACAUGUUGGUGGCCCCCCGUUCAGAAGCCCUUACCAUUCUUGGUUCUCUUGUAUGCUUUCCAAACACUUACCAGCAGACCACAGUACUGCAGUCAAUGCUGGAAACUGAUGAAGUCAUCACAAGAACCAAAGAUAUCAAGCAUUACCUCAUAAGUAUAUUACUGAAGAAUGCCAAGGAGGAGCCAAAUGAAUGUGCAAGAUGCAUUGCCGUUUGCUCUCUUGGAGUCUGGAUUUGUGAAGAACUUGCCUGCUGUACAAGCAGUCUGCAGGUGAAAGAAGCCCUCAAUGUGAUUGGCGUAACUCUGAAGUUUCCUAACAAAAUCGUGGCUCAAGUAGCUUGUGAUGUUCUUCAGUUGCUGGUUUCCUACUGGGAAAAGCUUCAGAUGUUUGAAACCUCUCUGCCCCGGAAAAUUGCAGAAAUACUUGUGGCUACAAUUGCUUUUCUUUUACCAAGUGCAGAAUACUCCUCACUUGAAACAGAUAAGAAGUUUAUUGUUUCUCUGCUUCUCUGUCUCCUGGACUGGUGCAUGGCAUUACCAGUGCCAACCCUUCUUCAUCCAGUGUCACCAGCCCUCCUGGAUGAGCAGCCCACCACCAGAGCCCCCUUACUAGAUUACAUCUACAGGAUCCUACACUGCUGUGUUUGUGGUUCAAGCACAUACUCCCAGCAGAGUCACUACAUAUUGACGCUUGCUGACUUGUCAUCCACUGAUUAUGACCCCUUUCUGCCACUGGCAAAUGUUAAGAAUUCAGAGCCAGUCCAUUAUCAUUCAUCAACGGAACUGAGUAACCUGCUUACUGUUGAAGAAGAAAAGAAGCGAAGAAGUUUGGAACUGAUUCCUCUUACUGCUCGGAUGGUGAUGACCCACUUGGUGAAUCACUUGGGGCACUAUCCGCUCAGUGGAGGCCCUGCCAUGCUGCACAGCCUGGUCAGUGAGAACCAUGACAACACCCACGUGGAAUCUUCUGAGCUCUCCUCUGAUGUGUUCAGGAGCCCAAACCUGCAACUGUUCGUAUUUAAUGACAGCACCCUCAUAUCUUACCUUCAAAUGCCUACAGAGAGGCCAGCAGGCAAUCCACUUGUGGGUGCCCUCUCUGAUGUGAGAGUGAUUAUGAGAGAUAUCUCAGGGAAGUACUCGUGGGAUGGUAAAAUUCUGUAUGGACCUUUGGAAGGCUACUUCACACCCAGUGGAAGAAAUCCUUCAUUUCUCAUUUCAAGCUGGCAUCAUCAAAUGUUAGAACCUCAGAAAACCUUUUCUCAGAUUGAAGAAGGGGAGGAUAUCCUUGACAAAUUACUUGAAAACAUUGGCCAUACAAGUCCUGAGUGCCUUCUACCAUCACAGCUAAAGCUAAAUGAACCUUCUCCACCUCCACGUGGAAUGAGCCAGGACCAAGAGAAGGAGAUCAUCAAGAUCCUCCUGCAUCAGGAUGCACAAGAAUAUGAGCAUGUUCAAACUUCUGCCUCUGACUCUGCUGUCACAGUCACUAGUCAGGAUCAUCCCUCACCUGUAGAGCCACAAGGACCCUUCUAUUUCUGUAGGUUACUGCUCAAUGACCUAGGAAUGAAUUCUUGGGAUAGAAGAAAGAACUUUCAUCUGUUGAAGAAAAAUUCAAAAUUAUUAAGAGAGUUAAAAAAUUUGGACUCUCGGCAAUGCCGUGAAACACACAAAAUUGCAGUGUUUUACAUUGCCGAAGGUCAAGAAGAUAAGUGUUCAAUCCUUUCCAAUGAAAGGGGGAGCCAAGCAUAUGAAGACUUUGUUGCUGGACUUGGAUGGGAGGUGGAUCUCUCUACGCACUGUGGCUUUAUGGGUGGUCUUCAGCGCAAUGGCAGCACAGGACAGACAGCCCCCUAUUAUGCUACCUCAACUGUGGAAGUGAUUUUUCAUGUUUCCACAAGGAUGCCAUCAAACUCAGAUGAUUCACUUACCAAAAAGCUCCGUCACUUGGGAAAUGAUGAGGUUCACAUCGUCUGGUCUGAACACUCCAGGGACUACCGCAGGGGUAUUAUCCCCACUGCCUUUGGAGACGUUUCAAUCAUUAUCUACCCAAUGAAGAAUCACAUGUUCUUCAUCACCAUAACGAAGAAACCUGAGAUUCCAUUUUUUGGGCCUCUGUUUGACGGAGCCAUAGUGAGUGGGAGGCUGCUGCCAAGCCUUAUCUGCGCCACGUGCAUCAAUGCCAGCAGGGCCGUGAAGGGCCUCAUCCCGCUCUACCAGAGUUUCUAUGAAGAGCGAGCACGGUACCUCGAAGCAAUAAUUCAGAAUCACCGGGAAGUCAUGACAUUUGAGGAUUUUGCAGCCCAAGUGUUUUCUCCCUCUUCUGGCUACUCGCUUAGUGGAACGGGAAGUCACAUGGACCCCAGGAACCAGGUGGAACUGUUGUCACUCCCCAGUAUCCACAGGCUCCUAACAAGCUGCACCAGAUAUGCAGAUAUGUUGGCUUGCUGUGUCCCUUCCAUUUCAGAUCUAUUAAAAUAUGAAAAUCUCUCAUUACAAUAUCUGAGAAAGUCACCGCCGCCGGUUUACACCCGCCACCCCCAGCUCACCAUGGAUGAUGGCAUCGCUGCGCUCGUGGUCGACAAUGGCUCCGGCAUGUGCAAGGCCGGCUUCGCGGGCGACGACGCCCCCCGGGCUGUCUUCCCCUCCAUCGUGGGGCGCCUCGGCACCAGGGCGUGA
This is a messenger RNA of Elephantulus edwardii (Cape elephant shrew), 5829 nucleotides long. It is a transcript of the gene RALGAPA2, whose product is annotated as Ral GTPase activating protein, alpha subunit 2 (catalytic). Gene Ontology annotation, molecular function: GTPase activator activity. Bases 1 to 5829 code for a protein of 1942 amino acids. Gene Ontology annotation, cellular component: cytoplasm; nucleus. The record is from RefSeq and is a predicted model, not a curated record. NCBI's taxonomy places the organism in Eukaryota, Metazoa, Chordata, Mammalia, Macroscelidea, Macroscelididae. The transcript has 41 exons. Gene Ontology annotation, biological process: regulation of small GTPase mediated signal transduction; positive regulation of GTPase activity.